Zalophus californianus (California sea lion) is the source of this 4843-nucleotide messenger RNA. RefSeq names its product double C2 domain beta (gene DOC2B). NCBI's taxonomy places the organism in Eukaryota, Metazoa, Chordata, Mammalia, Carnivora, Otariidae. Gene Ontology annotation, cellular component: membrane. The transcript is spliced from 9 exons. The record is from RefSeq and is a predicted model, not a curated record. Bases 91 to 1329 code for a protein of 412 amino acids.
ACCCCCUCCCCGCCCCCCACCCCCACCCCCACCCCCACCCCCACCCCGGGCCGGGGCCGGGCCGCGCCCGGGCGGGGCCGCGCUGCCUGCAUGACCCUCCGGCGGCGCGGGGAGAAGGCGACCAUCAGCAUCCAGGAGCAUAUGGCCAUCGACGUGUGCCCCGGCCCCAUCCGGCCCAUCAAGCAAAUCUCCGACUACUUCCCCCGCUUCCCGCGGGGCCUGCCCGCGGCCGCCGGGCCCCGCGCUGCUGCGCCCCCGGACGCCCCCGCGCGCCCCGCCGCCGCCAGCGCCGGCCGCCGCAGCCCCUCCGACGGCGCCCGCGCCGACGACGAGGAUGUCGACCAGCUCUUCGGAGCCUACGGCGCCAGCCCGGGUCCCGGCCCCGGCCCCAGCCCGGCGCGGCCGCCCGCCAAGCCGCCCGAGGACGAGCCGGACGCCGACGGCUACGAGUCGGACGACUGCACUGCCCUGGGCACGCUGGACUUCAGCCUGCUCUACGACCAGGAGAACAACGCCCUCCACUGCACCAUCAGCAAGGCCAAGGGCCUGAAGCCGAUGGACCACAACGGGCUGGCAGACCCCUACGUCAAGCUGCAUCUGCUGCCAGGAGCCAGUAAGGCGAAUAAACUCAGAACGAAAACUCUCCGAAACACUCUGAACCCCACGUGGAAUGAGACCCUCACUUACUACGGGAUCACGGAUGAAGACAUGAUUCGAAAGACCCUGCGGAUCUCCGUGUGCGAUGAGGACAAAUUCCGCCACAACGAGUUCAUCGGGGAGACGCGCGUGCCCCUGAAGAAGCUGAAAGCCAACCACACCAAGACGUUCAGCAUCUGCCUGGAGAAGCAGUUGCCGGUGGACAAGACUGAAGACAAGUCCCUGGAGGAGCGGGGUCGGAUCCUGAUCUCCCUCAAGUACAGCUCACAGAAGCAGGGCCUGCUCGUCGGCAUUGUGCGCUGCGCCCACCUGGCGGCCAUGGAUGCCAACGGCUACUCGGACCCCUACGUGAAGACAUACCUGAAGCCAGAUGUGGACAAGAAAUCUAAACAUAAGACAGCAGUAAAGAAGAAGACCCUGAACCCUGAGUUCAAUGAGGAAUUCUGUUACGAGAUUAAGCAUGGGGACCUGGCGAAGAAGACUCUGGAAGUCACUGUUUGGGAUUAUGACAUUGGAAAAUCCAACGACUUCAUUGGCGGUGUGGUUCUGGGCAUCAACGCUAAGGGCGAGCGCCUGAAGCACUGGUUUGACUGCCUGAAAAACAAGGACAAGCGGAUCGAGCGCUGGCACACGCUCACCAACGAGCUCCCAGGGGCCGUGCUCAGCGACUGACCGGCCCCCGCCUGCUGCCGCACCCACCCCUGCCUGUCUCCUGGCCCAGCACCGGCCUGGCCCUGGGCCUCCUCAGCUGCCACCAAGGGCCUCGGCCCUCAUCUUAGGGGAGAUCCAGGAUGCCCGCUCGGACACGGCGCCCCGGCGGCCCCUGCUCGGAGGCUGUGGAGGGCCCCGCCGCUCCGGGGACGGCAGGGCCAGAGAGCUGGGCCUGCUCUGGGGGCCCAAGAAGGCGGGAGCGGGGAGAGGACCUUGGCCUCCGCGCCCACCCCAGGGAAGGGAAUGGGGCCGUCCGGGGGCUGAGGGCCCUAGUGGAGGUCAGCAGUAAGUCACGGGGACCCCAGGCUGAGAGAACAGGAGUGCAGGGGUGCCUUGGCAGGGCCAGUGAGAACUCCCGAGAGGGACGUUAGGGAGAGGGGCGUGGGGGGGGGGAGGAGAUUUGGGAAAGUAUUCCCAAAAAGGAGGUUCUUACUACAUCCGUUCAUCUCUGGCAUUACUGGGCGGGUGGAAAAAAGCUGACCCGAGAGCCAGGAGCGUGGUAGUUCCUACAGGCUCUCACUGAACAUGGGCAGUUGGCAAGCACUUCACUCAGUGAUUCCACAAGCCCUUGGAGAUGAAUGAGACCCAGGGCCUGCCCUCUGAGAGUUCCUUGUCUAAUCAAGGAGCUAAAAACAAACCAUCACAACAGGGAGGGAGGAAUGCCAAGGCCAGGCUGACAUACCUGUGAGUGCCAUGGACUCUGACUCUCCUGGGAGGCAGGGAGGGCUUCCCGGAGGAGGUGAUGCUUCAAGGCCUUGAAGGGUGAAUGGAGUUUCUGGGCAGACAAAGGGGGAGGGCAACGUGUGCAGUGGGAAUGAUCUAUAAAAGCCUAGAGAGGGGGGUAUGGUGAUUGGGCUAGGGUCUCUGUGCAAGACCUGCGGUCUCACUCUGGAGACAGGGUUGUGUUAGGACAGGAGUGGGGCCUAGAGGUGACGUCACCCACCCCAGCUCCCACCCCACCCCCGCCUGCCAGGCCAGCCCCAGCUCAUGGCUCUGGGGGAAGUGAUGGCAGCACUGUGGUGAGACUGAUCUUGGGGCAGGGUCUAGUUCCCUCCUCAGACCCAGUUCUCCCAACUUUAAUCUUCCUCCUCGCAAGGAACCUGGAGGCUGGGUCCCGCCUCUCAAUUCUUACCAGCUGAAGCAUGAGGUCAGCUGUAAUCAAGAAAAGGGUCCCCCCCCCACCUUUUUUUUUUCAUGAAGCAAAAAGUCCCCCAUCUUCACCCCCUUCUUCCUUUCACCCACCCCCCGCUUCUGAGUCCAGGCCUGGGGAGUGAGAGGUCCCGGUGAACGCCCACACAUCCUGGCCUUCCUGUGGCCACGGACGUCCCCCUCAGGAGUGCUGGGCGGCAGUCCAGGGCCUCCUUUCUGAGAGGCCUGUGAGGCUGGCUCCUACCUCCACGGGCUGAGAGAGACACCCUGCCUGAUGGGCCUGGCACCCUGAGUCAGACUGAGGGCAUCGCAAUUUGGGGGCCCACGUGUGAAGUCCCAAGCUUUUCCUGCCUACCAAGGGGCCUUCGAGACUGCUGUAGGAACAAAUGCGGAGCCAGGGAAUCUGUGUGUUUGCCCCAGCACUGCACUAACGGAAAACAGAGGCCCAGAGAGGGAAAGUGACCGGCCUGAGUGAGGCCUCCCUGCGCUCCCACAGCUGGGGUAGGCCAGGCUUCCUGGCCCCCGCCUCGGCCCCGGCGCAGAGCUCCGGAAGGAGGUCCGUCCUGUUAGCUGCCUGCCCGGGGCUCAGCCCUGCCUGCCGCAGACACGAAGCACAUCACCAUCUGAGCCCUGGGGUGAUGACUCGAGUUCCACCAAGUGCCCGUCAGCCGUUGCCCAGUCUGCGAGGACAACAGGCCCCGGGCCCCCACACUGUACCUGGCAACUUGGCUGGUCACAGAGCCUUGGUUUUCCUGUCUUUGAGGCGGCUUUGUGUAUGUUAAGGGUUUUACACGCACUGUCUUAAUGGAUGUUCACAAUUCUGUGAGGUGGGUUUGUCAUCUUCAGCUGACAGACGGAGAAACAGAUUCAGAGAGGCUGAGUAGUCUGUCAGUGUCACACAGCGGGGAAAGGGCAAACCAGGACUCAGCCCAGGUCCUGUGACUGCCACGUCCUCUGGUUGUCUGGGAGAUAGUACUCCCCAGUCCUCUCCCUCCCGGGCUGCGGAGGGCUCGGCAGACACGCUCAGAAGACUCGGGAAGGGCUCUGGCGCGUGAUGGAGGGGUGGGCCCCCAGCGCUGUCCUGUGGCCUCAUCCGCUGGAUGGCCUUGAAAGCACUGAUCCACUUAGAACGUCCCCAGAGGCCCCCAGGGUCCAGGCCCGGAACUCAGCCCCCCCUCCCUAGCCUCAGUCCGUGGGCCAGGCCUUCCUCCUCAUGGGGGCUGAGGCAGGGGCUCCUCUUUUCUCCCCGAGGCUGGAAUGGGGGGAACCUCUGGGGGACUGAGGAAAGAGCUGGCCUGUUUUUGCGGGGCCUCCUAGCUGGGCGAGUCCUGGGUAUCUUCCAGCUUUGCCUCUCCGAGGGCCUCGUUAGGAAAGGAGCUCCAGAGCUUCUCUGUGAAGAUACCGAAAUGCUAAAUGGCAAGGCUAGAAGGGCCCGUGAGUCUGACCCAAUACAACGUCCUUGUCAGACACCGGGGAAACUGAGGCCCAGCGAGUGUAAGGAGCCCAUGUAGGGCUCUCUACUGCCCCAGGUUGUGCAAGGGUAGACUUGGUCCCAGCUGACCACAGGGACAGGUUGGAAGAUGGGUCUUCAGGACAACCAGCCCAAGUGGGGGGUGGGGCGCCUAGGGAGGAGACCCCCCCCCCCCCCCCCCCCCCCCGGGAGUGAGGAACUCUUCUUCGCCAGGGCCGGGCACUGCUCCUGACCCCUCACAGACGGGAUUUCUGUGACAGCUCUUUGGGACGCUGCAGUCAUCCGCUCUGCCUUCGACCUCAGACUGGCAUCCUUCCUCUGGUCUGUCAGCCCCACACGAAGACGGGAACGUUGACGCCCCUCCCCCACCACGGCCAGAAGCCAUUCCCAAGUCUGGUGUCUGUAACCAGGAGGUCGCCCGACGGCGCGCUGCUCCCUCCACGCCCGCCUCUCCCCGCCCCCCGCCCCCAGCCCCCCGCCCCCAGCCCCCCGCCCCCAGCCCCCACUAGCCAAUCCCAGACGGGCCUGCCUUCCACCCCCGGAGCGGUGACCGACUGGCCCCUAGCGGCGAGAGCGGGAACUGCGCCUCCCGGCCCGUGCAUGUCCGGCCAUUUGUUCGCUCUCACAGCGAGAGAACCUCCGAUGCAUGGACUCUGGCUGUCGACGCAGACGCUCGCGCACUGCUUACCACCGUUUUGCUACCAUGUGGCGGCUGCACAACACGUCCUUAACCUGCAGCCCCACACUCGAUUUUUGUACUUUCGUCUGACCUACUCGAGGAUGUCCUUUUUAAGUCUUAUUUGUUAAUAUUUAUAAUGACCUAUAAUUCAAAGUAAAUGAAAACGUUCACUGCAA